Messenger RNA from Cutaneotrichosporon oleaginosum, 1623 nucleotides. RefSeq lists its product as uncharacterized. Gene Ontology annotation, cellular component: heterotrimeric G-protein complex. Gene Ontology annotation, molecular function: G-protein beta/gamma-subunit complex binding; GTPase activity; GTP binding. Lineage: Eukaryota; Fungi; Basidiomycota; Tremellomycetes; Trichosporonales; Trichosporonaceae. The record is from RefSeq and is a predicted model, not a curated record. Gene Ontology annotation, biological process: adenylate cyclase-activating G protein-coupled receptor signaling pathway.
UCAUAACGCUCUCUUCACCUUCUCCUCCUCUCCCCUUUCCCCCUUUCCCUCCGUCUUCUCUGAGCAACCCUUUCCAUCCCGGUCGCUCGCACGCGUUGCUGGCCUCGCGCAACGUCCGCCUCCCCACUCGACUACAUUGAACAGCCUUCCCCCAAACCCCAACUAGCCCAAACAUGGGUGGGUGCAUGUCUUCGGAGGCCACCAAGGCGGAGGCGCCGCGCACAGCGCCCCCAAAGCCCGCCCCACCGGCACCACCGCGAGCCCAAGAGGCGCAGACUGCGUCUGCUGCGGCUGUCACGUCCACGACCUCCACCACCCAGCAGCCGCAGCAGACAGCGUCCCAAAUCAGCCAAGCGACAGCAGACACCGGCCCGACUCCUAAUGGGAGCGGUGCGCCCCAGGGCGUCGGGCAGGGAUUGGCCGCCGCUCUCGCCGCCGCACCGCCCCCGGACGGCGAGUCGCGCGCGACCAAGAAGGACAACAGCAACCAGAUUGACAAACAGCUCGACGACGACUCGAAGAAGUUUAAGAAGGAGUGCAAACUUCUCCUCCUAGGCUCCGGCGAGUCCGGCAAGUCGACAAUCGUCAAACAGAUGAAGAUUAUUCACCAGAACGGUUACACCAAGGAGGAGCUCUUGGCGUUCAAGCCCACGAUCCACAGUAACGUGCUUGUCUCGGCACAAGCACUCGUCAUGGCGAUGAGGAAAAUUGGUGUCGACCCCGAGGAGCCUACCAACCGAACAUAUGCCGACCGCAUCUUGGGCUACAAGAUUGACGAGACAGGCUUCAUGUCGGCAGAGCUGUUCCAGGCAAUCGAGGCGCUCUGGCAUGACCCCAUCAUCCCGGUGAUCAUGGACCGCUCAUCCGAGUUUUACCUCAUGGACUCGGCCACCUACUUCUUCUCCAAUCUCGACCGCAUUUCGUCCGCCGAGUACGUUCCCAACGAGAACGACGUCCUCCGCGCCCGAUCAAAAACGACUGGUAUCAGCGAGACUCGAUUCAACAUGGGCCAGCUUAGCAUUCACAUGUUUGACGUGGGUGGUCAGCGCAGCGAGCGCAAGAAGUGGAUUCACUGCUUCGAGGCAGUCACAUCCAUCAUCUUCUGCGUCGCGCUCAGCGAGUACGACCAGGUCCUUCUCGAGGAGAACGGACAAAACCGCAUGCAGGAGUCGCUCGUCCUGUUCGAGUCGGUAAUCAACUCGCGCUGGUUCCUGCGCACCUCGGUCAUCCUCUUCUUGAACAAGAUUGACAUCUUCAAGCAGAAGCUGCCCAAGGUCCCACUUGUCAACUACUUCCCAGAAUACACUGGUGGCGCCGACAUUAACAAGGCAGCCAAGUACAUUCUCUGGCGCUUCACCCAGACCAACCGCGCACGCUUGAGCAUCUACCCUCACUUGACACAAGCCACAGACACAUCCAACAUCAGGCUGGUGUUUGCGGCGGUGAAGGAGACGAUUCUGCAGAACGCCCUGCGCGACUCUGGUAUUCUAUAAUCUCACAAGGUGCAGGUGGGCGCGCGUGUACGUUGGUGGGGUGGUAGUUGAUGUUGGUGGCGCCAGGGUUUGAACCUGCACUCGCUCUGAAAAGGCCUUCUGUAUGCAGAGAUGUCGAAUGCCGACGCCU